AUGUCAGCAGGAGGAUCAAAUCGACAGCGUCCAUCACCGGAAACAGCACACCAAAUUCACCACAAAAUCGCUUGGAAAGCUAUUAACAUCGAUGCAAAACACGUGAUUUUUCGGUGCGACGGCGUCUGCAAAGACGAUCCGAAGUAUAAUGUACAUAUAUUGGGUGAUCCGAGGAAUCCAUUAACAAGAUUUCGCAGUGUGGAAUCGAUCGACCUUCCACUGCCUUCUUUUGUUCUGGACAAUAACUCGGUUGGACCACAACCAAAGCGUGAAGUUUCCAUAUUUGGUUUAAACGACAACAUAAACCAUACAUUUUUGACUGAUAUGUGCCAAAAGACAGGUCAAGUUAUUGAAGUAUUCGUAUAUAUGCAUCCUAGAACAAAAAAACAUUUGGGUAUGGCAUACGUUGUCUUCCAGGAAGUCGGCAAAGCUGAAUCUUUUGUUGCAAAAAAUAACGGUACUUCAGUUAUGGGGCAAACAAUUACAUGUAUCGUUGAUCCAUAUGCGAAUGAAAUAAGUCGACGCUAUGAGGAGCGAGCAGUGGAAGCAGCACCAAUACCUCGUUACUUAUCACGCUUAGAUCGUGAUAGACUAAUUGAAUUUCGAAAGCUCAACUCCAUAAGUACAUCUGAAUAUAAAAGCACUAUCACAAGUCCAUCUGUUUCUGUCAAUGCUCAACAUUCCAUUGAUAUUAAAGAACCAGAAUCAACGCCGAAAAAAGAGUCUGACGAAUCUGAAGUGGCAGUUCAUCACGAUAAAGAUCGACAAAUGCAUCAGCAGUCGGUUGAAGCUUCGUUGACAAAAACAGUACACAUCGAAAAUGUAAUACCGCCUAAUGAACGUUCGAUAGUCUCCACAGUAGUCGGACACUUUGCCCCAUCGACAGCAUCUCCUUCCAUUACAAGUUCGUGUCCGCCGUCAACAGCAGUUCAAGCAGCAAAUCAACCAUUCUGUUCCCAUAAUUUCUUGUCUCACCAACAUCCUCAGACACCAUAUACUUACUACCAUUUGAUAUCACCCAGUCCUGUAUCUCCUCUUUCAAAUUUUCCACCAGUUUCACCUUCCGCCAGCGUUUUUUCACCACUGCCGCCUCUUCCACCAAUAGCCCCACGAAUGCCAUUUCCUGCAUGGUCUAAUGUACCGCCACCACCGCUGCGAACUCCAGCAGCUAAUUCCUGGCCAAGGGCAAAAGCAGUUGUAUCGACUCUAGUUGAGGCUGCUCAACCUCUUUCCAUGGGGAAUCCGGCACCAGCAACACCGAAUUUUGCAUCAACGGCAUAUCAAGCUAUACCAAGUACUUCAUGUUGCGAAGAAAUUGCACCAAUGGAUCCAGCACCCUCAAAAGAAAACGAAGAAAGAAAAAAACCGAAAACAGCUAUACCGAGUGCGCAGAGAAAGCGAAGUGUUCCAGCAAAUGCAAAAAUAAAAGUAAGAAAAAGAAGGCGGCUUCGUGAGUCCACUUCGGUUUCUUCUGCUUCUGGAAGUAACAGUUCGGAGAAUGACGAAAGAAGUGAAUUAAGCGAAGUAAGUUCAGUAGAUAGCAGCAAUACUAUUAAAAGAAAACAUCGACAUCGAAAAAAAGGAAUUAUAGAAGAACAUAAAUAUUACAAAAGGAAAGGAGCAGGCGGAACUAGUGAUUACUACAAGGAAAUUGUAAUUCGGAAGAAUGAUAAUACAAGAAAAUAUUCACAUGAAACUAAAUCAAAUUUACUUCAAUCACCAGAACUUGUGGAAGAAGUGGAAAGUUAUCAACGCAUACGAAAAUAUAAAAAACGGCAGCAAGAAACUGCUGAGCGAGACGAGCAUAUUGUGGAGCCGGAUGUUGAUUUACCAGAUCUAGAAAGCGUAAGUAGUGAAGAUCAGCUUAGUAUGGAGCAGCAAGAGCUAAAAGUGCAAUCACCGCAGUUCCAGGCGAAAAAAAGCCAUGGGGAUAUCUUAUCAAAUAUACAAACUCACCAACAACAGUCCAAACAUGUGGAUUGGCGAAAGAAGCGAAUUAUGGAAAAAAGACGCAAGCAGCGUGACCGCAAAAGUUAUAAAGAUCGAGAAAGUUCUAGUUUAAGUGGAAAUGAAAAGGGUCAUAGAUGGUCUUCAUCUUCCUCAACUACUGAGUCAGAAACAGAAUCUGAUGAACCAAACUCUUUCACGAAUUGCAAAAAGAUACGAAGACGUCCUUCAAACCUUCACUCACCAAAGAGUUCAGAAAUGAUAAAUCUAUCGGAUAUGGUCGAAGCGGUGACUACAAGCAGCGAAGAAUCGCAUGGUGAAGAAGUUGAAACAAGUGGCAUAUCGCAUCAAUUAACAGUACCGCAUAGCUUAAUAAAGAAUGAAUCAACUCAGUCACUACCAAUUCCUAGUGUAAUAGCUUCACCUGAAAAGCUUUCGGGUGAUUCUCCACUUCCAUGCGUUAUGCAAUCUACUCCUCCAGCAGAAAACUUGCGACCUUCGUUUGAACGACGAUUAGAAAAUUUAUUUCGAUCCACUUCAGUGCAACCUCCGAUUAUAGAGACGCAUGAAGAGCGAUCAAACGAUGCAUGUCAUACUACAGUUCCACCUAUUUCAGGCUUUGAUAUGCCUUUUUUGCCACCAAAUACAACACCUAAUGCUGGGGAAUUGAAAGGGACACCUCUGUCCGAAACUGCCCUUAUCAAGCAUGGCAGUAAAAAGAUUUCUGUAGUCAAAUAUCCACCUGAUUUCAAUGCUGUCGAGUCUUGGACAAAUUCACAACCACAAGUAACAGGAAAUUUGAUAUGUCAUGAUGGUACUUCAGAUUCAGUUUCUUUCGAGACUGGUAUAUCUUCUCCUGUGAAUGCGAUUCGUAAUAAGGUUGGGGAGGAAAUUACACAUUUGGAUAAAAUAAUAGGAGAAUGGAAUGAACUGGUUGAGGAUCAAGAAAUAGAAGUCGAAGCUGGAUCGGAAGAGAAUGAGGAACAAAGGGAAUUGGAAGAGCAAAUUUUGGAGAAAAAAGUGAAGAUUAGGGCAGCUCGUGAAAAUUAUGUUCAUGCAGUAUAUGUGGCAGUUCGCGAAGAUCUGAAAAAUGUUUUGCUAAAGGAUUUAAUGCGCAAAAUUGAAAGUGUUGCAUUUGAAAAGUUGGAACAAGGUUGGAAAGAAAAGGAAAAAGUCAAAAUCGUGGAGCGGGAUGAUGAUUCUUUACAAAAUGAGGCAAAAGAUGGUGCUAGCGAUACUCCAAAUCUGACUCUUGAUAAAACCAACGUUCCUUUUGUUAAGCAAACAUUGAGUUCAAAAGAUUCACUAAAUGAAGUGGUCCGACAAGUGACUGAACAAACAAGAGCUGAAAUAUCGGCAGCAUUUGGUCCCGACACAGCGGCAUUGUUGGGCACUGGAUUAUUUUUCAAAGGAUUGGGCAUCGCACGGAAUAUGCCUAGCUUCAAAAAGAAGCAAAUACACUUGUCACCGAAACGAAGACAACGAUUCAGAAGCAGAAGUAGUUGCAGAUCAUCUUGUUCUGCCCAUUCACGUACGAGAAGCGACAGAACUUCAGAAUCAAGUCGAAGCUGUGAAAGAAGUGAAAGUCAAAAUCACAGGAGUGAAAGCAGCUUGGCUGAGGGAAGAACUUCAGAUGAUGAAGAUACCAAAAGUGAAAAUGAACGAAGUGUGAGUGGAAGCGAAUCUAUAUGCUCAACAGGUCGUUCGAAUCGGAUAUUUUCGGGAAAGAAACACUUUGGCUCUGGAACUUUCAUGCCAGUCGACGGAUCAACAAGUGAAGAAGAUGAAGAGGAGGAAAUGGACGAGGAAGGGGAAGAAGAGGAGGAGGAGGAGGAGGAGGAACAGCUGGAAGAACAAAAGCAUGUCGAAAAGGAUUUUGACAAAUCUGCACAUUCUGAAACUGAGGAAAAAGCAAUGUUAUUGGUUAAAAUUGAAACUGAAGAAAGCAAUGGGUGUGACGGAACUGAUUCUUUAAGCAGUUGCACAGCAAUAUCCCAAUUGACAGAACACGAUAAAAUUAACGAAGAAUUGAAAUCAAGACGCGAAAAGGUGCUCGGCGUUGCAAAUAUAGAAGGAUAUUUCAACGAUCACUGCUAUCUUGCCGCGGAAUUAUCGGAACAACUGAAAAAAGAGCUUGAGGAAAGCGUUUCAGCAUGCAGCGAUAGCGAAACGAUAUCCUCGGAGUAUUGUGAAACAAGAAAAUUAGGAAAACCAGAGGAAACACUGACAAAACACAUAAAAGAUAAACCUGGUAUGAAAAUGCAACUGGUGAUAACAAAAGUAAAAAAACGAUGUUAUCGAAAUGAACUUGCUUCGCUACUUCCACCACCUGUUGAUGUGGAACAACUCGCAUGGGAGACAAGUUGGAAACCUGCAAAACAAUGGGAGAAACGAACUCCCGAGGAGGAAAAAAAAGUUUUCUGGAAAUUUGAAAAAGAAGAUCUGGAUGCAGAAGAUUUGAUGUUUUUGGAAAGAGCAUUUCAUGAAAUGCAAAAUGAUGGAACGGCGACAUGGAAUAGGAAAUUGUACUGGGUACCACCGAGAAAAAUGCCAGAAGUCCAUUUAUUGGAUAAACCGAAGAAAAUUGGAAAAAAUAUUUACUAUUAUGAUGAUCCUGAACUGGAAGGUGUAGUACCUCAUUCGUCCGGAUGUGCCCGUACAGAAGGCUAUUAUAAAUUAUCCCACAAGGAAAAGAGAGGUGUUCUACGACGACCGGAUGUUUUCUUAACGGAAAUAAAUGAAAAGGAUGAUGAAAAAGCUCGAUAUUUGGUACAGUCUACACGAGAAGCACGAAGCAUGAAUCGUCGUUUAUUGACAUCAAUGGGUGAUACCUCGUCUAAUAUAUUCAAAGUCAAUCAGCUGAAAUUUCGCAAGAAGCUAAUUAAGUUUGCUCGAUCUCGUAUCCACGGUUGGGGUUUGUAUGCGUUGGAAGCAAUCGCUCCGGAUGAAAUGAUUGUUGAGUAUAUUGGUCAGAAAAUACGGCCGACAGUGGCGGAUGAGCGCGAAAAACGUUACGAGAGACGUGGCAUGGGUUCAAGCUACUUGUUUCGUAUCGAUUCUGAUAAUGUCAUUGAUGCUACACAAAUGGGAAAUUUGGCACGAUUCAUAAAUCAUUCAUGCCAACCAAACUGUUAUGCUAAAAUUGUUGUAGUAGAUGGCGAAAAACGCAUCGUAAUUUAUAGCAAGUUGGCAAUCAAUAAAGGCGAUGAAAUAACGUACGAUUAUAAGUUCCCAAUUGAAGAGGACAAAAUUGAUUGUCUAUGCGGAGCACCGGGAUGUCGCGGAUCUUUGAAUUAG
Cercopithifilaria johnstoni is the source of this 5244-nucleotide messenger RNA. The record is from the annotation of a GenBank genome assembly. NCBI's taxonomy places the organism in Eukaryota, Metazoa, Nematoda, Chromadorea, Rhabditida, Onchocercidae.